CCCAGGAAGGAAAGAGUCAGGCAGCUGGUUAGAAGCGUUCCUCUUCUUCAGGGGCUGCCAGUAUGACAUUCACAUGACAGAAAUCAGAAACCAGUUUGCAAAGGCCACACAAUUUGUGUUAGUGUGUUUGGAAAGGAGAUCAUCUAUCUGCAAACUUGUAGCAACUGGAAGAUGCCAUGACCCCAUUUCUUAUAGUGCUGCUGUUUCUUGGACUAAGCCCGAACCUCUGGAACCCAGCAUCAGCAGGGGUCCUCUCUAAACCUACACUGAGAGCAGUGCCAGGAAAUGUGGUAGCCACUGGGAACCAGAUGACAUUCUUCUGUGAAGGGCCCUCAGAGGCCAAAGAAUAUCGUCUCUACAAAGUAGGAAGUCAAGACUACCUGAUACCAACAGCCCUUCUAGAAACUGAGAAUAAGGCCAAGUUUUCUAUCUCUUUGGUUCAAUGGAACAAUGCAGGCCAAUAUUGGUGUUCUUAUACAAGCACCAAUGGCUCAUUAGAAAACAGUGACACCCUAGAGCUGGUGGUGACAGGAGUUUACCUCAACAAUGUCGUUCUGUCAGCCAUUCCCAGUCCUGUGGUGACUUCAGGAGGGCGAGUUACCCUUCAGUGUGAGUCACAAGAGCCAUAUAAUAUGUUCAUUCUAAUGAAGGAUGGUGGGAAUUUCUCGAGUCCUGAACCCUCACAGAAAAUAUACUCUGACAAAUUUGGAGCCCUGUUCUUGGUGGAUCCUGUGACCCCCAACAAGAGGUGGAGGUUCACAUGUUAUGGUUAUUCCUUGAGCACCCCUCAGCUGUGGUCGCUACCCAGUAAACAACUGGAGCUCCUGGUAUCAGGAAGACUCAAGAAACCCACUUUGAGGGCUGAGCCAGGAUCUGUGAUUGCCUCAGGAAAUAAUGUGACCAUCUUGUGUUAGGGAACCAAGGGAAAGCAACAAAUGUAUUUCCUCCAUAAAGAAGGAAGCCCAGCACCCUGGGACAGUCAAAUCCCAAAUGAUCCUGGUAACAAGGCCAUGUUCUCAAUAGCAUCCAUGGAACAGCAUCAUGCAGGAAAAUAUCGCUGUUACUCUUACAAAUCUGCGGGGUGGUCAGAAUGCAGUGACAUGCUGGAGCUGGUAGUAACAGGUGUUCACCAUGGUAAACCUACUCUGGCAGCUUUGCCUAGCCCUGUGGUGACCUCAGGUGGGAAUGUGACCCUAACGUGUGUCUCAUCUAACGGAUAUGAUUGGUUCAUUUUGACCGUGUCAACGAAGCCCUCCCUGCUGACCCAAAAAGGCCCUGUCCUGACCCCUGGAGAGAACCUGAUUCUCAAGUGUUCCUCUAAGAUAAGUUAUGACAGAUUUGCUCUGUUUAAGAACGGGGAAAGUGGCCUCACUCAGGUCUCUGUCCAACAGUCUCAGGAUGGACAUUUUCAUGCCAAUUUCACCUUAGGCUCUGUGAAUUCCUCCUUUGGUGGUCAGUAUAGAUGCCUUGGUGCACACAGUUCCUCCUCUGAGUGGUCAGCCCCCAGUGACCCAUUGGACAUCCUGAUCACAGGGUACCCUGCUGUUGCACCAAGUCUCUUUGUGCAUCCAGGAACUACCAUUUCCUUAGGAGAGAAUGUGACCCUGCAGUGUCAAUCAUCAGUCCCAGUGGAUACUUUCCUUCUGUUCAAGGAAGAUGCAGCCCAUCCAUAUUUGAAUCAAAAAUCACAGUUUCAAGAUUUAAAAAUUUAGGCAGAAUUCUCCAUGAGUGCUGUGACCUCUGCUCUUGAGGGUUCCUAUGUAUGCUUUGGUUCCCAAAGCUCAUCCCCUUACCUGUUGUCACACCCCAGUGUCCCUGUGGAGAUCAUAGUUUCAGGUUUCUACAAAAAACCCACCCUGAAUGCACUGCCAAACCCUGUUGUAACUUUAGGAUCAUAUGUGACUGCCUCAUGUAGCUCAAAUAAUAAUUAUGAUGGCUUCAUUUUAAUCAAGGAAAAGCAGUUCUUCAGCUUCAUGGACUCACAACGUGUAUAUACUGGGCAGUCUUCAGCCAGUUUCCAAGUGGGUCCUAUCACAAUCAGCGAAAGAUGGAGCUUAAGAUGCUAUGGCUAUUAUUCAAGAAACCCUCAGAGCUUGUCAGAAGGGAGUGACAUCCUGGAGAUUCUAGUCUCUGGUGAGGAAGCCCAAGCCUCUCUAUUGAUUGACAGGGAACCUGAAACAGGAUUUCCCAGGGAGACCUUAAUGUGUGAUCAGCACAGGAAGAGUCAGACCCAUUAG
This is a messenger RNA of Microtus ochrogaster (prairie vole), 2237 nucleotides long. Its product is annotated as leukocyte immunoglobulin-like receptor subfamily B member 3. Gene Ontology annotation, molecular function: inhibitory MHC class I receptor activity. Gene Ontology annotation, cellular component: plasma membrane. Gene Ontology annotation, biological process: immune response-regulating signaling pathway; cytokine-mediated signaling pathway. The transcript is spliced from 9 exons. The record is from RefSeq and is a predicted model, not a curated record. Lineage: Eukaryota; Metazoa; Chordata; Mammalia; Rodentia; Cricetidae.